This is a messenger RNA of Brassica rapa (field mustard), 6683 nucleotides long. Its product is annotated as B3 domain-containing protein At5g42700. The record is from RefSeq and is a predicted model, not a curated record. Gene Ontology annotation, molecular function: DNA binding. Lineage: Eukaryota; Viridiplantae; Streptophyta; Magnoliopsida; Brassicales; Brassicaceae.
AUUGGUUCAACUGGUAUCGGAUUUUAGGUUUUACUAGAUUUUUGUGGGUUUUUAAAUAUUGGAUUUUUAAAAAAAUCCAAACCGGAUUUUUUCUGGAUCACCGGAUUUACUGGUUCGACCCGCGAUUGGAAGCGAUUACAACCGGUAAAGUCCAUCUCAAUAUCUUAAUCACGUAUCAAUUCAACUAAGCGAGAUUCACUUUACGGGCCCAAAAAAAGAUUCUAAACUGUUUAUUUUAUAUUUUAGCGCACUAAUACUUGAAUAUGGACCAGAGACUUGAGUUCGGUUGGGCUUUUAAAGUUUCAUGGAGCUCCGUGCCACGAUUCAAAUCAUAAUCUGCCAACGGUCGGCUAGUUUCCUUCAUUACAGAUUACACAAUCCAAAACGAAACAAAAAUAUAAGUUUGUCUUCUGACGGAAAAAUGGUUGUCGCCAAACAGUCUCCUUACGAAGAGUUUCGACUUAGAAGAGUGGAAGAGAACAAAAAACGAAUGGAAGCUCUGAAUCUGCCAAAUCUCUGCCAAACUCUCCGUUUAACUUCUGUCAAAACUUCUCCGAUGAAAAAAUCAAAUCUGGCAAGAGAGAAACAGCUCGUGGUUGUUCGUCGAUCUAGCCGUAUCUCAAAUGCUUCUUCUUCUUCUCCUGUUUACAAAGAAGUUGUUGUUCAACGAGUGCAUCUACCCAGAAGGGUGUCCAAGGGGAGAGAUUUGUCGAAUCGAGUUUAUGUUUCUGAAGAAAUAAGAGAAGAGGCCUUUUCAAAAGCUGAGAAGUUGCAGGCUGAUUUGCGGAACCGCUUCCCAAGUUUUGUAAAAUCCAUGCUUCAGUCACAUGUUUCUGGUGGAUUCUGGCUGGGUCUUCCAGUUCAUUUCUGCAGAUCUGAACUGCAGAAACAAGAUGGUGUCAUAACACUGAUUGAUGAAGAAGGCGAGGAGUUUGAGACCGUGUACUUAGCGAAAAGGACUGGACUUAGUGGGGGAUGGUUGGGUUUUGCGGUUUCUCACAACCUAGUAUAUGGUGAUGCACUUGUCUUCGAGUUAGUUCGUCCUACCGUCUUCAAGGUUUACAUUACAAGAGUUAAAAGUUCUGGAGAAAGCCCAAAGAUGUGAGGUGUGUGAUCUGUUAGGAUUUUGGGAGAUGACUAGUGUUAGAAGUUUACCCUUUUGUAUGUAAGCUGUUAAUUCUACGCUAGUUAUGAAAGUGUUGGUGUGUGCUCAAGGCUGUUAUCUGAUACAUCUUUUAUUUACAGUAUUUUGGAAGUGGUUGUUUCUUUUACACAAGUCUAAAAUCCUUGAAAUUUUAGGAAUGAGCAAUAACACUAAAUUUAGUUUUAUUUGUGAUGCAUUAUCUGAUGUUUAAAUUUUGAGUUUCUCAAAAUGAAUUCUCAAGAAGUUAAAUUACUCUUUUCUAAAUGAUUUUAACGGCGUUAAUAACCAAUCUUUUUAAGUGACCGUAGCCCACCUAUCUUUUAAUAUUUAACCUUUCCACCUCAGUUUCACUCAUUUUCUGUAUCAAAUAAUUGAAUUUCGUCCCUUAUCGUUUAUAAACUAGUACAGCGAAACGAUGAGUUCCAUAAAGAGUAAUAAUCCCCAUGUUAGAAGCUGCAGAAAUAACACUUUAGGAGGCUAGAAAACCAGAUAGUGAUUACUGAUUAGGUAGAAACAUUUUUAGAAACUAGUGUUGUCGUCUCUUUGCUUGGUGAUCCUUUUCUUAAAGAAAAUUUGGUGAGAAACCAUUUUUUGCAUUAUGAAGCUAUUUUCUUCUACCAUUGGGAAGACCUGUCGUCCAAACUUGAUGGUUUUGCAAAGCUUCUGGAACUGAUAAAGGUGAGCUAUAUAUCGCAUGUUUAGUGACAAAUAAUUAAUGAUGGAAGAACAAUCAUAACCCUUGUCACUUUACUAGUUAUCCAAUUACGCUAAUCUAUUUGUUAAUUAGACAACCAAUGAGAAUUCACAUCAAAUUGUUACAGAAGAGAAACUAAUUUGGGAUUGUUUCAAACAUUAUCAUAUAACUUUCAGACAUGAAAAUAUUUUAUAUCAAGUCAAAAGAUUCUCUAAGGAUCUAACCAUAAUACAAUCAAUCACUAAUCAAACCAUCCUAAUAUUCUAAAACUCCAAUCCAUAUAUACCAACGACAACUACAAGCACAUGGAAUGCAAAACCAAAGCAAACAAAGACAACAAACUAUGCAUAACUGCAUAAUUGUAUUUCAAACUAUGAGAUGUUUUAAACCUAUAUUCAAACUUAGGAAAACUAAAAUUAAGGUUUUAGUGUGCUUAUAAUUGUAUUUUGUAUAGUUUAAGAAACAAUCCCGUUUGGCCCAUGAGAACUAGGUCAAAAAGAAAGUAAUAUAAAUGCACGCAUAAUCAGUCAUUUGGCCAACCGUGUGAACAUCCGUGUGUCACAUUAAGAUUUCACGCGUGAUCAGUGUCCUGGUCAAUCAUGUGACAUUUGAAACUUCUUGAGAUUUGCACAAAUGAUCAGUCCACACGAUCAUAAUUAUGGUCUGUCUUGUGAACAUCUGCGCCAUAGGCACCUCUUGUUUUGUUUACACUGUAAUCGGUUGGAGAAUUUUCAUGUCCGUUCAUUGUUCAUAAUAUAUUUGGGCUUCAUGUUUGGCCUUUCUGUUUACUCAAAAAUUUGAACCCAAAAGUGACAAAAAAUAAUUAUUCUUGGACCCGUGGAUCCUGGUACAUGGUUCAACACAUUGUUUCAAUUAGGAAUUCUGAAGACACUAUCUUACUAAUAAGUUAAUGAAACUUUUGUGGUUGGUAGAUGGUAGUGUCUCCGUCUGAAAAAAAUUGUCAUAAUAAAACCAAUAAAAUUCUUAAGAUAUGGUCAUCGCUUUUGAUUACACUGAUCACAUUACAAAUUUUUUUUUAUCAAACGUUUUUUCUCAAGUCUAUCAAUAGAUUUAGAUGUUUGAUUAUAAAAUCUUUAGCAAGCUGUUGUUACAAAAAAAAAAAGCCAACUGCAUAAUAGAAAAAUGAUAUAAAUUUUUCACUCCACUAACUUAACACUUAAACAUCUAUAUAUAAUAGCAAACCCAUUUUUUGUUCCCUCUGAUCUCAGCAUUUUUUUAUAGGAAAAUAAAAUGAAGGUUUAACGGUUCAGAUUGAUUCGGUAUCUAAUCCAAGGAUCAUGUUCUUUCUAGGUGAUGCCAUCUAUUUAAAACAGAAUUUAAUCCAAUGGCUGAGAUUAGCAUACCCUUAAAUCCACGGGUCGAGAUUAGACUUACCUUUUGUAACCGACGCUAACGAAGCUUUGCGUCCGUAGUGAAACAUUGUGUCUGUUAAUGAAGUUGUGACCCAGGGUUCGAAGCUCUUCCUCUGUUUAUAUUUGAUAACCAAUUUGCUAUUCCUCCUUUUUCACUAGUCCUGAUUCUUGAUUCGUUUUUUAUAUUAUAGAAAUUGUAUCUCCCGUCAUCCACCAUUCACAAUUAUUGUGUUUGAUUAUUUGACAUUCUCGAUCAUUGGAGCUUUGUUUAUGAAGGUCCAUCAGACGAGAUUCCAACACCAAGAUUGAGGCUGAUGGUGUCUGUUUCAUCUGGUCUGAACCGAGGCUUGGUGUCAUGAUCGCUGCUAGACUUCAAAGUGGGGUCAUCGUGAUUGUGGUUACCGUCGUAUGUUGUUAUUACAGCUUUUGGAUCAUCUGAUGCCUCUCCACGUGUUUUGUCACUGGGCAUCCAGGGAAUGUGCACUUGUAGUAGCUCCUCCAAAAAGCCAAAGGAACAUUACAAAGGAUGAUAUCUCCCAUAUUCCAAACCCAGUUCCAAAGGGAAUCAAGACUUUAAGAAGAAAGAGGUUUGUGGUUAUACAAGUUUUGCUUGUGUAUGUUCACUUGAGAAGAAAGAGGUUUGUGGUUAUACGAACCUGGGAUUUGGUUUCCCCUUACGACUUUCUGCCCAUACUUGGGCCACAUAUAACCAUCAUACAGUAUGUCAACCUCACUCAGAGUUUGAAAAACAACCCGAGUCUCCCGAAUAUGAUUCACAAGUGUUGUUAUUUCCAUGGUGUCCCAUCCAGCCUCCUGCAAAAAGUUAUAAGAAAGUUUGAUCAUGCCAAAUCACUGUUUCAAGGCAAGCAUCAUCGUCCUGGUUCUCUUUAUUCUUAUCUGACACUGCAACUUCACCACCACAGUCAGUUGUCUUUUGGGAAUUGGAACUUUUCACGAAUGUACCUAUUGUUCGUCACUCUCGCAUUCUCAUUCGUCAGCAUUCACUUAAAUAUAUAACCAUUCACCAAAGAGUGUGACACAUUAAGUAUUAUAAUCAGACAAAAUACCAUUCAGUAAGAAUUCUAUAUUGCUAAAAUUUAAAUGAAUUGUUGUAAUAAUUUACAGCAACCAAACAAUUGCAACUAUAUAAACGAUUGCAAUCUUUGGUGACAUAACUCUUUGCUAACCAUUAUAAUUAUUGUUGUUAAUAAUUAUAGUUCUUGAUUAACCAUCACAACUAUUGGUGUUACCAUUGCAACUAUUGGUGCUAACUAUUAUAAGUUUAGAAUAACUAUUGCCCCUGUUGGUUGCGAUUUUGAACUCUCUAUAUAAAAAGUUGUAAGACAUUAGCAUAUGUAAAAAAAUAUUAGAAUCUAAUUGUUAGAAAGAGAGAAUGAUUCGUUGUUCAAAAAUCUUAAAAGAUCUAUGAAAAAACAAGUAUAAACACAAAAAAAAAAAUAUUUGUUAGUCUUGUAUCUUAAUUUAAGAAAAGAAGAACACUUUGAUUUUCUUAUCAUACAACUGGAUUUAGUGUAAUUCAAAUCUUCAAAUCAUGCAGUUCAAACAUUAUUCAAAUUACGUGACCACAAUCAUGAACAAAUUGUCUGAGGUUAUAUUUCCAAAAUAUAGUAGAUUUUUUUUUGGAUGGAGCAUUAUGUUGUUAUAAGAUUUUAUAAAUAAACUUUUUUUUUCUUUUCAAAAUACAAAACAAAAACUAAAAGUAAAAGAAACAUAAUAUAAUAUGAUAAUCUUGAUCCAACAAAAAUUGAUAAAAUAGUGCGAUAAUGUGAGUGUGAAAAAUUGCUUUUAAAUAGUGUUUUAAUUUUUUAAAUAUAUGCUUCUUUAAAUAGUUUAUUCUACUUCUGUUUGAAUAUCUAAGAUACUUUAUCUAACAAUUGUGAAGUUUGGUAUAUAUUUCUUAAAUUUUAUAAUACAAUAUAAUUGGUUAUCUGACGAAAUGCGGUAAUGUUAAUGAAAAUAAUAUAGCUUAAAAUUAACAAUAAAAUACAAAAUUUGAGUUAUUACAUAAAAAACAUAUCUCUAAAUUGAAACCAAAAAUGCAUUUAGAAUUAACAAAUUGUAAGUUGUACUUCUAUUUUUGUCAUCUUUAAGUUGUACUUCUAUCGGUGUCAAUACUUUCGUGGUUCUUAAGAAAAUAUAAUUUAAUGGUUUAGAUUAAUAUAAUAAGUGUGCAUAAUUUAUGUAGGGUUCAUAUUGGAAAAAAAAAGAAGGCAUACUUUUAUUGAAAUAGUUGCAUUUCUUACGAUUACUUUAUUCUUUUGAUUAUUCUAUAAUACCCAAUUCUUACAAAUAUAUAUUUAGAUAAAUCUAUGCAACCGUCUUCUGCUGUUUAACAUUAUAUCUCUGUAACCGUCUUCUGCUGUUUAAUCUUCGAUAAAUCUUAUUACAACAUAUAUUUUUACCUCCAUAAAAAUAUAUGUUGUAAUAAGAAAAUUACAUAUCUAAAAAUCUUUUUCCGGUAAUUUUAAGGUGAACAUUGAUUCUUUUAUUUGUAAUUGUCAACGGAUUUGUUUACAAGUUUCUAUUUUUUCUAAAAACAAUUUGUAGAUCAAUAGAACACCUCUUCAAAUUUGUUUGUUCUUCUUUUGAGUUAACACUCGAUAUUUUAUCUUUUUCAUAAAUCCCUUGAUUGAUCGGUAUUUUGAAAUAAAAGAAAACAAAACAAAAGUGAUUCCCGUAAUAGCGGCGAGUAUAAUGUAGACUUAACUUGUGUAUAACAAAAAAAUAUUUAAUAAAUAAUAAAAAUAAAUAACUAAUUUUUAUAAAGUAUUUAUAAAUAAAUUUGUUGUGUAUACAUUUUUAAUAUUAAACAAUUUAAAUUUUUCGUAAAGAAUUUAAUAGAUCCGCGCGAAUGCGCGGGUUUGUUUCCUAGUAGAUAUAAAAAAAUAUGUUAACUAAAAGAAGGUUCACGUCUAUAGUCAAUAAAUUUUUAAGAUUUAGUUUUCUAAAUAUUUAAUCUAUGAGUAGUAAUAUACUAAAAAAAUAUUAUAUGCACCACAUGAAUUAUAUUAUAAUAACUUCCGAUCCAACAAUAUAAAGAGUAAAUUGAGUGUUAAUUUAAACAUAGAACAAUAAUGUAUAUAAAUAUAUAGUUUCACAUUUUAUUAUAUUCUAAAAUAAAAAAAUUUCUUUACAGAUACAUAUCAUUUAAAAAAAAUUUAGUAUUUACCAUCAAACAAUAUAUUAUUUAAAAUUAUAAUAUAUUAUUCAACUAUAAUUUCAUAGCAACAAAAAAUUCCACGUAACUCAAAUCAUAUGAUUCAUAUACAACAAAUGCGUUUCAAUAGCAACACACAAACAUAAUACAACCCUCCUAAACCAUAACAUCUAAACGUUUCAAUAUAGUGACAAUAUUAAACUCAACACAUCAGAUAAUAUCUAAGUACAUAAAUACAUCAAAAUACAAUACAUAAACUACAUUUCUUUAAGAAAAAACACCAUAAACACAGAA